UUUGGUAUCAAAUAACAUUACUGACUCAGUACAAUGCCGUACCCAGAUGAAAAAGUUGUCAUUCUUUCUCCGGAAUGAUAAUUUUGUGACAAUAUUUCACAAAUCAUUAUACGAGUUGUUGAUAAGUUCUGGAAAAAAAAAGUACUCAAUUACUUUAAAAGCCGGACAUGCCUAUAUUUCGUGCUUUUUAAUCAAUGAAAUAUCUAACAAUCCAGAAGUCGACAUAGCAGAUUUAUCAAUACACGUGAGUGAAGCUUUAAAUGAUACGUUAAAUCAAAAAUUUCUUGCAUUGGAUAGGGACAACCUUAAUCAAACCAAUGUAAACGAAGCUUUACAUAAUGUGAUAAGGAAAACAGAAGGUAUAAAUGCACUUGCUUUAUUGAUAAAGCACAAUCUGGACGUAAAUACACUACACGAGGGACAAUCCCCGUCCUUUAUAGCAGCUUUAAAAGGAAAUAUUGAUCAGCUUCUAUGUCUUCUAAACAACGAAGCCAACGUUAGCUUUGUUACAGAAAGUAAUUAUGCUGUAUAUUCCUCUGUUGUAGAUCUCGCAAUAAAGGAAAUAAAACAAUCUUGUUACUAUGGAUACGGCCUUAUACAUAUAGCUGCUAAACAUGGACAUGAGAAAAUAGUCAGUAAACUUUUAGAAUACAACAAAGAUAUGAUCUAUUGGAAAACAUCCCUUGGACAACGUUCAAGUGAUAUUGCUUGUGAAAUGGGGAACUUAAAUGUUUUACAGACAUUUUCCAAUUUGGACAAUGAUAUGCUAUCCGACUGUAUUUACUAUGCUGCUCGAUCCGGAAAUGAAAAUGUCAUUCUGUCUUUGAUUGAACGAAUAUUAACCCUCAGUUGUAUAUCUGAUGAACAGUCUAGAGAUGCAUUUAAAGAGAUGGAAGUAAAAAAUCCUAAAAACGUUGAAAUAAAAGAUGAUUUUACUAUACGCAUUAAUCCUCCCAGUCAUAUCAUAUACUCUCUUGAUAAAUGGUGGAUAGUAAUGAAGGAAACGCCAAUUCACGCCGCAAUUUGGUCAGGUUCAACAGAGGUAGCAAAACUUUUAAUAAAAAAUUUUCCCGGAUUACUUGAUUGCACAGAUUUAUUUGGUUAUACGGUAACAUUGCGGACUGUAUUUCGAAAUAAAUUUGAUUUGUUGCCUUUACUUACAAUUCAUAUUUCAUCUGAACAGAUGCGAUCCGUAUUAUUGUGA
Messenger RNA from Ruditapes philippinarum (Manila clam), 1204 nucleotides. RefSeq lists its product as uncharacterized. Gene Ontology annotation, molecular function: protein binding. NCBI's taxonomy places the organism in Eukaryota, Metazoa, Mollusca, Bivalvia, Venerida, Veneridae. Bases 47 to 1204 code for a protein of 385 amino acids. The transcript has a single exon. The record is from RefSeq and is a predicted model, not a curated record.